AUUUGAUUCAUCUGUUCCAACCGGUUUCAGUGAGAAUCGAGUACCCCUCUUACGAAAACCGAAAAAUACAUGACCUUCUCUGCAAACGAGUUAUUUUCGAAGGAUUGUUAAAUUUUCAAGAAAAAUAUGAUUGGUCAGCUAAGCAGGGCCCAGCGAAAUCUUCUGAUUUCUGGGGGGCUGAUGGCUGGCUGGGUGGCCGGUACCUUGGUGCCCAACACUGCCGGGGUCAAGUGGUUACGUGACCUUGUAGCUGCAAACAUUGGCCUCUUCAAGGAGAUCAGACUAGAGCCCAGAACACACGAGCUUCUACAAGAGGUGAUUGCCGACAUCAACGCAUCCAGGAGUACUCCAGUGCAGUCUGACAAGCUGGACUUCCGUCUCACUAACAGACUGUACCCAAACUACAACUUCAAAGGCUGCUCUAAGCUGACAGGGGCAAUCAUAGACCUACCAAUCGGGAUGCGUCAGAAUGCUCGUGAUGUGUUCUACAUACACUGCAUGCUCGAGAUCAAAGAUCAUCUCAUUCACACCAGUCUUCUAGAACGGGACGAAAAGAAGUUCCUACUUGCCGAAGCAAUCCUUUACACUGAAGACAAUUACAUACUUUUCCGAUGUUUAUUCGGAGCCUUACUUGUAGCAACAGUUUCUGGUAUUGUUCACUAUAUCGGGGCAUUUGCUGCUAAACAGUUAGCAAUGUUUUCCGAUGUUGGACCACUCAUAUUUUCCCCAGACGCUAUAAGAGCUGGAUUGUUCAGGAAAGAACGGUGGAGCAUUCAUUUGUUACGAGCUGUCCAUUAUCUGUCUGUGAUGAGUGUUGUUUGUACUGGCGUGUGUGUUUAUUGGCUCGGUAGAGGAAUGUACGCAACACGCCAGGAAGAAAAAGUUGUGGAGCAGGUGACGCGGUUAGGACCCGCUUAUGUGAAAGGUGGUGCGGACUAUUAUAACAAGCGUAUACUCACGAAUAAGAUACGGCGGGAGGUACUCAAUGAAAUGUUGCUGUUUGAUCGGGACGGGAACUAUUCCCCUGAGAGAUUAGGAAAUAGAUACUUUCCAAAGACUUUGCCUUUGACUGUCAAGUGGCAAAUGUAUUUGGACAAACUCAAACAAUUAAAUGCAGCUGAAGCAAAAACAUGGUCUUGAGAAACACUUUUGGAAAAAAAAAUGGUGUUAAACUGAGAAAGCAUGUUAUGUAAUAAAUGGUUUGCACAUGAGUAAAUGCAUUCUUAAGUACAAUAAUUGCAUAAUAAAUAAAGUGUUAUUUCAAGACUAAACAUGUGGUGAAAGAGUUUCAGUAUCAGUAUAUUUACUGGUAACAUUAAAGACAGUGACAUCUAAUAACAAUUAAAAAAAUUGAUGCAAAAUGUUGCUUACCCCAGACAUGAAUAAAGAUGUAUUUUACAGCAUUAGUGUUUUAACAGUAAAAGUGAUUGUAUGAUUAACUAAUUAAUCUUUCGGAUGGUUGUUUGCUGCAAUCAAAUCUUUAAGCUUACAUGUACAUAACCACUUUUUUUUUAAUUUACUUAACCCAUUUAUGCCUAUCGUCAAAAAAAAAGGCCUUGGCAAACAGCGUAGACCCAGAUCAGGGCUCAACAUUAACCAAAAAACAAACUUGCCCUGCCUGGCAAGUACUUAGAAAAUAUACUUGCCCUGAACGUAAAGCCGCUUGCCCAAACAUGAAAUAUCACAUUAACUGUAAACCACAUAUUUUAAAAUAAAGAUCAAAAUGUUACACCACCAAACCUUUUUUAUUUUUGAACAUUUAACAAAAUGAUUACUGCAAUUCUAAUAAAAGUCUAAAUUAAAUGCUCUUUGUUAUUUUUUGCACUUGCCAGGAUGGACAACUAGAUUAUAAAAUAACUUGCCCGGACCCAACUUUUACUUGCCAGGGGCAAUAGGACAACCGUUAAUGUUGAGCCCUGCAGAUGAGACGCCGAAGAUGCGGUGUCUCAUCAGUGUCUGCUCUGUUUGCUUAAAGGAAUUUCUGUAAGAAAUAUUCUAAAUAUAGAAAUAAGUAUACUAUAUACAUCCCUAAUUUUUGGAAAUUAAUUGAUCCCAUUAAGAAGGAUGGGAUAGUCCACUAGGCUUAAAUGGGUUAAAAUAUAGCUUUCAAUGAUAUCAGGGACACUUAAGAUACCACAAUCAUGAUUCAACUUUCUCAAACUUUGUUGUAUGGAAAAACAACUGUCAAGAGAUAGUUUGUGCCACUCUUUAGGCCACAUUUAGAGACUGAUCAACACAGAACUUGCUUGAUAUUAAAACAUUGUCUCAAAGAUAUCUGAGACAAGAUCGCAACUAGGUUACUUGCUUUCAAAAGCAAGGUCAUAAGGCCUAAUACAAACACGUUUUUGAACACUCUUAAAGCAAAAUUUGUAACAAUUUUUGUAACUUGCUCAGACCACUUACACCAUGUAGGGUCUAAAAUGUGCAAAUAUGUGUCAUAUGCCUCUCUUGUUUUAAAGUUAUUGAUACAGUUUUAGCUUGAUUAUUAAAAUAUAACAAUUCAUAAAUUAUUGAAGAUCUU
Molecule: messenger RNA, 2521 nt
Organism: Dreissena polymorpha
Lineage: Eukaryota; Metazoa; Mollusca; Bivalvia; Myida; Dreissenidae
Exons: 4
Coding region: 127-1140 (337 amino acids)
Source: RefSeq, a predicted model, not a curated record